UGACGCCAUAUUGGCUGUUUGAGAUGGUAACGGGAGUGUUGACUGUAAGCUUGGUUACUGUACAGAAUCCAUCUUCAUCUGGGUAUGAAAUGUAUGUAAUCAUACAGGGUUGAGACCCGACAGCAAAUACGGCUGUCCAUCAUUAAGAGGGUCCGCGUAGGAAAGGGAUUGUGAAAGGUAAACAUAGCCAGCGUCUCUACUCCAAGUUAGAAAAAAGAAGAGGCUGGACGGAUCUCCAUCUUUACUAGGAACCACAACAAGGACCGGCUGCUCUGUCUUUCUUUUCCGGUGGAAGUCGUUUUGAAGUGCUUUCGAAGUCAUGGCGUGCGGGGCCACUUUAAAGCGGACUCCGGAUUUCGAGCCGCUGCUGAGCCCGGCGUCGCCCAAGCGGAGGCGCUGCGCCCCGGUGUCCCCGGCGGCGGCGGCCGGCGCGUCGCCCCAGAAGUACCUGCGCAUGGAGCCGUCGCCCUUCGGGGACGUGUCGAGCAGACUGUCCACAGAACAAAUCCUGCACAACAUCAAGCAGGAGUACAAGCGCAUGCAGAAAAGGAGGCACCUGGAGAACAGCUUCCAGCAGGCUGACGGCUGCUGCUCCCCGGACUCGCCUCCUGACUCCUCCAUUCUGAGCGGACCCCAUGUGCCAGGUACAUCUUCUGGAGCAUCAUCUCCGACAAGAAAAGAGCAGCCUUUAUUUACGUUAAGACAAGUGGGGAUGAUCUGUGAGCGUCUACUAAAUGAACGCGAAGAUAAGGUUCGGGAGGAAUAUGAGGAGAUACUGACCUCAAAGCUGGCAGAACAAUAUGAUGCUUUUGUGAAGUUCACACAUGACCAGUUAAUGCGACGAUUUGGAGAGCAACCUUCUAGUUAUGUUUCCUGAGUAGAACCUGGCGCCUGCGCCGAUGCCCGUUGCACUGCGAUCGUGGCAGUCUGUUACGCUGAAUCGCAACAAACAUUUACAGAGACAUUUGAUUUAGUCAGGACUUGUAGCAGUGCCAUAUCUCUUUGGACACGGGCUCUAUCAAGCUUUUUGUCAGUGGUAACAAUUUCUCUUGAGCAAAUGGGUGCUUCCUGGUGUAAGUGCACACAUGGACAUUGCUACCUAAUAACUACCAGUGGCCUAUGUUUCAUUUGCUUUAUUAUUAAUCCCCCCUUUCAAACUCUUUUCUAUAAAAACACCUGGCAUUCCAGACUGUUACUUGUGAUUUUUAUUUUACUUGUAUUGUGAAGCUGUGUUGCAUAUUGGUCACCCCCCCUUUCAGGUCAGUCUGUAUGUAUGGGGGAGAAGAGUAUGUUUGGGUGGGAGUUGCUUCUUAGCAGCCAUUCCUGGUUUUUGUUCUACCACACAUGAAGGUUAUAGAAAGCAUUUCUGCUGUCAGGUCAUUGAUUGAUUGUUCCUCACUUCCUCCCCCCAUUAUUUAUUUUGAGCUUUUUUUUUUUUUUUUAAAAUUGUACAUUUCACUGCCUUUAAGUGGACUUCAGUUGGAAAAAUAAAACCAAUGGAUGACAUUGCAGCA
Messenger RNA from Scleropages formosus (Asian bonytongue), 1514 nucleotides. Its product is annotated as akirin-2-like. The record is from RefSeq and is a predicted model, not a curated record. Gene Ontology annotation, biological process: positive regulation of transcription by RNA polymerase II; positive regulation of innate immune response. Lineage: Eukaryota; Metazoa; Chordata; Actinopteri; Osteoglossiformes; Osteoglossidae. The coding region runs from base 320 to 877 and encodes 185 amino acids. The transcript has 5 exons. Gene Ontology annotation, cellular component: chromatin; nucleus. Gene Ontology annotation, molecular function: transcription coregulator activity.